AUGUCCGAAUGGAACCCCAAAUCCGCAAAGAGGCGACCUCUGAACCGAACAAAUGAUCAAAAUGUGCAUCAAGAUGAGCAGGCCUUUGAGGGCAUCAGAAAGAAGCCUAAGAUUUCUUUAACUGGGUACGAAUCUGACUCUUCCGAUAAUCAUGAUAGCGAUGAUAAUGUAGAUACCAUCGAGAAAGAUGAACCCCAACAUGCAAAUAAUGAUGAAAAUGACAUGUUUGCAGUCGAUGAAGAUGAAACCGUCGUUCUCCCAACAAGGAAAGCUUUGUCUGCUAAUCAAGAACUGGAUUACAAUCAGUUUAACAAAGAAAAUAUCGAGGACAUAAACGGUCCUUCCGAGGCUGGCCUAUAUGAUGAUGACAACAAAGAGGUUCAAGUUGAAGCAUUUAACAUUGAGGAAGAGCGAAAAAACGGGUAUUUCGAUAAGGAAGGCAAUUAUGUGGAGACACAGAAGGAUGAAGAUGAUGCCAUUCAGGAUCAAGAUCUCUGGAUUGACGAUGUAAAGAAUGUUGAAGAGGUUGCGGCGUCACAGAAAUUGGCCACUACCAUUAAAAAGAAAAACCAGAAAACUCUACAAGAGACUAUGAGACAUUACAUGAUUGACGAAGCCUUACUUAGAUUGAAGUAUUUUCUUUGCGAGAAAGAAACAGUCAUGGAAACAAUGAUAAGGUUAAACAAGUUACGUAAAAUGUCCGAAUCUUCCAAGGAGUUCAUAAUAAAUUCAAUCGAAUUGCUUUCAGACCUCAUCAACAUUCUAGAACAGAAAGGGUUUGAUGACGUUUACUCGUUAAAACGCUCGGACGUCGUCAAACUCUUGAGGGAAGAGAGCCUAGGGGAUUUCCCGCUAGAUGACGACUAUAAAACGCAGUUGUGGAAUUUCAAGUGGUUCAGGAAGCCACAAAUUGUGCACGGACCGUACACGAACUAUCAGAUGCAAUACUGGAAGCUGUCCUACUUCAAAAACAGCGUAGCCGUACGGCUGCGAGACGAACCAGACAAACCCCAGAAUUGGCUUCACAUAGAUAGCAUAACAUUCAUGUAA
This is a messenger RNA of Torulaspora delbrueckii, 1050 nucleotides long. RefSeq names its product U5 snRNP complex subunit LIN1 (gene LIN1). The record is from RefSeq and is a predicted model, not a curated record. Bases 1 to 1050 code for a protein of 349 amino acids. The transcript has a single exon. Lineage: Eukaryota; Fungi; Ascomycota; Saccharomycetes; Saccharomycetales; Saccharomycetaceae. Gene Ontology annotation, cellular component: U5 snRNP. Gene Ontology annotation, molecular function: protein binding.